CGUCGGGACCAGUGCUGAAAAGGCCCUGGCCCUAGUUGAAACCAAUCUGACCUCCUUUAGGCUUGGUACCUCCAAAGUGUUGUUAUCAAGGAAUUCUGGAACUUGUAGUUUACCCUUCACAGAGUUACAAUUCCCAGAAACCUUUAAUAACCUACAGGGCCCAGAAUUCUUUGAAGGGGUGGGGAAUGUGCUUCAAACGUGCUUCGAAGAUAUCGUGUGUACACAGCCUGAGGCUCAUCCCCAUAGCGCCAAUCCAUAGUUUAGCAUUUAAAAUGGGCCUGGUUCAAGAUGUGUGUUGGACUGCCCCCUUAUUAUAAUGCUUCUCCCUCAUCCCCCCCCCCAUUCCCAGCUGACCCUGAGGAGGUCAGUUCCCCAAAGGCCUCCUCUCUCUUCACUUGGCCCAACCCGACCCGCCACGCCUCAUCAUCUUGUAAAUUCCUGGGCCGUGUCACCCUUUCAUCGCAUCUUGUAUAUCGGGGCUCUGGGACCACCUGGCCUUGUGGGGUCAGAAUAACUGCGGUCACGGUCUGCUCUGCAUUAAUUAACCUUUGAUCCUUAACGGGCACCCCGGGGGAGGAGAGGCGGGAGAGCCUCGUAAAAACAACAGGGAGAUUAAUGGCAAGCAAGCAAUUUCACUUUCAAGACUUUGGGACAGCUGAGGGGGGCGGCGAAAGGAGCCCAUCGGACGGGUUUUGAGGGCGGGUGGAAAGGGGGCUUGUGCAGCAGUCUGGGAACCGGGGAAACCUAUCAGGCUGUAAUAGCAAGAAGAAACCCUGUGAGCAGGGUUGCCAACUGAUGGAGGGGGAAGCAGCCUGGCCUGCUCCUGCGCCCUUGACGCCAGUUUGAUUUGCAGAAAUCAGCAGAAGAAGCUUUUUUCUCAGCAUCAGGAUAAACUUUACCAACUGUGUGAAAAGCACAGCUGCAGAGGCCGGCUGGAAAGUUGGCGACCCCGAUGCAGGUAUGCAAUUACUUGGCUGGAGAACCGCGUUGCAAAAUCCGGAGGCGUUUAAAUGUUGAAGGAUGCUGUUUCAGUUUAUGAAUUGUUUUGGAACAUGAGAAUUAGGUGAUGUAUAGUUAGCUUUUGACUCUUGGCUCAUUCCCUUCCUGCCCCCCUAGAGAUGCUUCACUUCCCAUGGGGCUUUGCAGUUUUCCUCCCAUUCCUCCUGGGCCUGGCGUCGGACCCUCGCGAUCCCUGCUACGAUGCCAACCAUCACCCGCACUACUGCCUCCCUGAACUCUCUGAAGUGGCCUCAGGGCGCCUGGUGGAAGCAUCCAGCACGUGCGGGAACCCUCCCGGACGACUGUGCGCCUUCCGGGACUCCGCCGACCCAGCCUCGAAAUUCUGCCAGCGCUGCAAAGAAAACGCCCACUUGCCAGAGUUCCUCACCGACGCCGAGGGCAGCGCCACUUGCUGGUGGUCCCAGCCGGGGGCUAACGCCACACUGACUUUGGCUCUAGGGCGCCGGGUGGAAGUCCUCUACGUGGCUCUGCGGUUCUGCUCCCCACGGCCAGAGUCCCUUGCAAUUUACAAGUCGAUGGACUAUGGGCGCACCUGGGUGCCCUUCCAGUUCUUCUCCACCCACUGCCGGCGGCGUUACCAUUUGCCGCCAACCACCGCCAUCCUGAAGGCCAUGGAGCAUGAGGCGGCUUGUGUCGAAGCCCAAACGGCCCCCAAGCCUCUGACUGGGGGGCUGGUGGCCUUUAUGCCCCUGGCAGGCCGUCCCUCUGCCAGGAUGUUUGAGUACAGCCCUGUGCUCCAGGACUGGGUCACAGCCACUGACCUCCGCGUGUCGUUCGACCGCAUGCACCCAACACGGACGCUGGGGUUGCGGAGGAAGGAGGCGUCUUACGGAGUGGCCGAGCUGCAGGUUGGGGCCCGGUGCAAAUGCAACGGACACGCCUCGCGGUGCACAGCCGGCCGGGACGGAGGGGCGCCCCAGUGCGAGUGCCGCCACAACACAGCCGGGCUGGAGUGUGACACCUGCAAAGCCUUCUACUGGGACAGGCCUUGGCAGCGGGCAACCCCCAAAGAUGCGCAUGAGUGUGUGGCUUGCGACUGCCACCUCCACUCCCACCGUUGCCGGUUCAGCAUGGAGCUCUUCGAACUCUCGGGGCGCCGAAGUGGUGGGAUCUGCUUGAACUGCCGCCACCACACAGCAGGGCGCCACUGCCAGUACUGCCUGCCGGGCUUCAAGCGUGACCUCAGCAGGCCCAUGGUGAGCAGCAAGGCCUGUAAAGCCUGCCAGUGUCAUCCCAUUGGCGCUGUUGGCACCAUUUGCAACCAGACCACAGGGCAGUGCCAGUGCAAGAAUGGAGUCACCGGCCUGACCUGCAACCGCUGUGCUCCAGGUUUCCAGCAAAGCCGAAGCGCCCAUGCCCCCUGCAUGCGGAUCCAGGAAGUGAUGACAACGACAGUCGCCCCACCGCAGGAGUGGAAUGCAGGUACUGAAUGUCAGACCCACUGUAAGCCGCCGCGAGGACGUGUCCAGAUGAACCUGAGGAACUACUGCAAAAAGGAUUACGUUCUGCGUGCGCAGCUGUUGUCCAUGGAGAAGUCGGGCACGUGGUGGCAGUUCACGGCCUCGGUCCUCACCGUCUACCGCCAGCGCCGAGUGCCCAUUCGGCGGGGCGAGCAGCCGCUCUGGGUGCCUGAGCAGGACCUGGCAUGCCGCUGCCUCCACCUCCAAGUCGGCAAAUCUUACCUGGUGAUCGGCAACGAUGAGGAGUCACCCGACCCUGCCCGGUUAAUCCUCGACAAAAACAGCCUGGCCCUGCCUUGGAGGGACGCCUGGGCACACAAACUGCGCAGUUUCCAGCAGCAAAGCAGGCGUGGGAAAUGCAGACUCAGCUGAAUCAGCACAGGGGGCGGGGGGAGCAGGGAGGAAAACAGAGUGAGGGAAUGGGGGGGGGAACAAAUGGGUACAUUUGGUAAUACCCCUCCACUUCCCUUGAUAUUAGAGAGCAUAAGGAAAACAUUUGGAUUUUUAAGUGUUAGUUUUGAGGACGUAUAGGCCUCUCUUACCUCCUCCAUCCUCUCCUGUGUGGCAAGUAAGGAACGCUUGAAAAGAAGUUGACGCCUGUGAAUCCCAAGGCAACCUGACCUGAUCUGCGCCUGUCGAACUGAAAAUGUGCAGACUGGAGCCUAAUUGUCCCACUGCACGUGUCCGAAAUUUACGACGCAGUUCUCCGCUCAAAGAAUAAAUAAAUAAAUGCCAACAUAUUUCAAGAUAAAGAUGCUUUUAAAAAUAAUGUACAUGGAGAUAAACGGUGUAUUUAAAUACG
Molecule: messenger RNA, 3282 nt
Organism: Podarcis raffonei (Aeolian wall lizard)
Lineage: Eukaryota; Metazoa; Chordata; Lepidosauria; Squamata; Lacertidae
Gene: NTN5
Product: netrin 5
Exons: 8
Coding region: 1119-2852 (577 amino acids)
Molecular function (GO): protein binding
Source: RefSeq, a predicted model, not a curated record